This is a messenger RNA of Nelumbo nucifera (sacred lotus), 2444 nucleotides long. Its product is annotated as Protease-associated (PA) RING/U-box zinc finger family protein. Lineage: Eukaryota; Viridiplantae; Streptophyta; Magnoliopsida; Proteales; Nelumbonaceae. The record is from RefSeq and is a predicted model, not a curated record.
CAAAUGAGAUAGUUGUUCACAGUAUCUGUUCCUCUUGGUUUUUUCCACUCCACUCGAGCCCACACGCGCAGCUCUCCACCUCCACUAUUAGAGCCCAAUACUCCUCGUCCUGUUCGACUUCUGUUUAGAAUAAAAUUCGAAGAAGAAGCAUGGAAGCUGAUGUUUUGAUUGAUAGAGGAAUCUGGCAGAGAAACUCCUUUUUAUUGUUAAUAAUCUUGAUAUCCUUUAUCUUUCGUGGUUUCGAUUAGUUGAUUUCAUCAGGGAUUGGAGGGUUUUGAGAAUUGAGUGAGCUGAUUUUUGGGUUUGGAUUUUGGGGUUUUUUUAUUGGUUUUGAAUUUUUGGUUCUUUAUUUGCGUCAUGGUAUCGAUCGAGAUGGGUUUUGGAGGUUUUAGGAAGGAAGAGUAUGUAGGGGAACUGCUGUCUUUUCUUGUGGUAUUGUACAUUAUUCCUUGGUUACUGGCUUCCACGGCGACGGCGAAUGUGGUGUUGGUUGCAAACAAUUUAACUAUGUCCUUUGAAGACAUUGAAGCUAACUUCGCUCCGGCGAUUAAAGGAUCAGGCGAGUGUGGAAAAUUAUAUGUGGCAGAUCCUAUUGAUGCAUGCUUGCCCUUGACAAAUGAAAUGGAUACAGAAGAAGGUGCAAGGCCGCCAUUCGUGUUGAUCAUCAGGGGUGGAUGUACCUUCGAGGACAAAGUUAGAAGGGCACAAAAUGCAGGGUUCAAAGCAGCUAUUGUAUAUGACAAUGAAGAUAAUGGUGCCUUGAUUGCAAUGGCAGGAAGUGCAGUAGGUAUUAAAAUACAUUCUAUAUUUAUCUCCAAAGCUGCGGUGGCAGGAAGUUCAGUAGGUAUUAAAAUACAUUCUAUAUUCAUCUCCAAAGCUGCGGGUGAUAUACUAAAGCAGUAUGUUGGCUGUCCUAACAUGGAGCUGUGGAUUCUUCCAACAUUUGAAAAUUCUGCCUGGUCUAUCAUGGUCAUCUCAUUUGUUUCUCUACUGGCCCUGUCUAUUGUGCUGGGUACUUGUUUCUACAUUCGCAGACACCAUCUGAGACGAGAACAUCCUCAAACUCCUCAUGUUAGGGAGUUCCAUGGCAUGAGCAGUCGUUUAGUGAAAGCAAUGCCAAGCCUCAUAUUCACAACAGUUUUAGAAGAUAACUGUACUUCAAGUACUUGUGCCAUAUGCCUUGAAGACUACACAGUGGGCGAGAAACUCAGAGUGCUACCAUGCCGUCAUAAGUUCCAUGCCUUCUGUGUUGAUGCUUGGCUUACCACAUGGAGAACGUUUUGCCCAGUUUGCAAGAGAGAUGCUAGGACAAGCUCUGGUGAUCCUCCAGCUUCUGAGUGCACUCCAUUGCUUCCAUCAAGGUCAGGUUCUGUUGCAUCCUCUUCUGGAUUGUCAUCUGCCAGAUCGUCAUUCGCAGCAUCAUCAGCCAUAAGAAUAGCUCCAUCAUCAUCACGACCGCCAUCUUCCAGAUCGUCGUUCACAACAUCUUCAGCCAUACGAAUAGCUCCACCAUCAUCACGAUCACCAUCUGUCUCUCGUACUCAUACCCUCUCCACCACUCCCUAUGUACAACAGUCUUUUAGAUCUUAUAGCAACUCUCCCUCUCCUGCCCUCUAUUUAAGCAGCUCAAGAGACCUCAGGAAUGCGUCUUCUCAAAGAUCUCAUGCCUCCCACCUAGUUUCACCACACUCCUUGGGCUACCCUUCUUUAUCACCUCUUAACUCGAGAUACAUAUCACCCUAUAUUCCAAGUUCAAGCAAUGCCUCACCAAGUUAUAUUGGGUCAUCCAGCCACCAACAGUAUCUGCGGCGUUGUAGUGAGUCAGCAGCAAGCUUUUCUCCUUUUGCAUCUGCUCAAUCUCUUCCGGGUUGUUGAAUCCAUGGCAUCAUGAAGAGUAGUGGGUGGAUAUGGCAAAUACUUUAUGAAGAGUCAUUGCUAAUGUUUUAAGCAGAUUGACGAGUUGCGGAUGCUACCCAGAUCCCUUCAACUUCUACCAGAAACCUUUGGGGCGAAACGUCAUGUGUGUGCUCUGAUUUGACUGGUUGAUGACUUUGCGGUAAACUUUCUUGUUCAUUGGGUGAUUGCUGAUUGGUGGCUUUCUGAUGCAGCAAUAGGGCUACACCAUAUGUACACUGUAACAUAAGAUCAGGUUUUCUGGUAUUCUGCGGGUAUUCUAGUCCCAAGUGACUGCUCUCGAAUUCUUACUGAUCUUAAGCUAUUUUGUUCAUGCCUAUUGUUCUUACAUUGAUUCUUCUUUUUUCCCGACUUCCUGUGAAAUGAUGGUGCGAUUUCAUACCAACCUUCAGUUGUGCUAUGUUAGUCUUUUGUAUAUGUUGGUACAAUAUCAGACUCAUGAUACAGAUUUCGACAUCUACAGGAUAAAAGUGUUCUGUAGUCUUUUUUGGUUUAAUUGUGUGAAUAUGAAUCAUUGAAGUUAGUGAACA